UACAGUUCAGAUGUAUUCUGGGCUUUAAAUUUGGAUCUGCCUCUCUGGACUGUGGAACAUCUCUUUUAUUCAACUGGUUUUGGAUUUUCUGUUUCAAUGGCAAACCAUGACCUGAUACUUGGACAAAACCACAAUUUAGCUCUUGGGCAGAACCAACAGUUGAUGUUAGGCCACAAUCAUAAUAUGGGUCUUGGUCAGGGUCACAAUUUGGACCUAGGACAGGCACAUGAGUUGGGUUUAGGACAUGCCCAUGACCAUCCAGAGGGUCUGGUACAUUCCCAUGAUCACGAGGGCUUGGGACGCAGUCACGAUCAUGAGUUGGGUUUAGGGCAAAGUCAUGACCAAAGAGUGGACGAUGAUCACGAUUAUGGGCAAGAAAGUGAUAUGGGUAUCGAUAGGAAACCUGACCAAGUUGGGCAUCAGUUGUCUCUUCCUUUACAUGGCCAUGAGUUAGGUUUGUCAGCAAACAAUCAGUUAGAUGUUUCAGAAAACCAUGAACUUGAUGAGAAUCUUGAACUAGCUGUGGAUCAGAAUGACGAAUUGGCAAUUGAAUCUGUUGAUGAUUUGGCAGCCCAGCAGUCUCAACUUGUGGUUACACCCGGUUCUGUGCUUCAGGCUCGCACGAUCGUUGCAGCUCCUACUUAUGAGCUUUCGGUGGGACAAGAGUUCCCUGAUGUUAAGAGCUGUAGGAGGGCUCUAAGGGACACUGCUAUUGCCUUGCACUUUGAAAUGCAAACCAUCAAAUCUGAUAAAACUCGCUUUACGGCCAGAUGUGCUGCUGAUGGAUGCCCAUGGCGUAUUCAUGCUGCAAAGCUUCCAGGCGUUCCAACCUUCACUAUCAGAACAAUUCAUGACACUCAUUCAUGUGGUGGAAUUAAUCAUCUCGGCCACCAGCAAGCGUCUGUUCAGUGGGUUGCAAGCUCCAUGGAGCAACGAUUGCGAGAGAAUCCUAAUUAUAAACCAAAGGAGAUACUUGAGGAGAUUCACCGUGUUCAUGGUAUAACAUUAUCGUACAAGCAAGCUUGGAGGGGCAAGGAGCGUAUCAUGGCUGCCAUGCGCGGUUCAUUUGAAGAAGGAUAUCGCUUGCUUCCACAGUAUUGCGAACAGGUUAAAAGAACAAACCCAGGAAGCAUUGCAUUAGUCUAUGGAGAUUCAACCGAUAGCAGCUUCCAACGUCUCUUCAUAUCUUUCCAGGCAUCGAUUUAUGGCUUUCUAAAUGCUUGUCGUCCUUUGCUCGGGCUUGAUAGAACAUACUUGAAAAGCAAAUAUCUUGGCACUUUACUUCUUGCCACUGGUUUUGAUGGUGACGGUGCUCUGUUCCCUCUGGCCUUCGGUGUUGUUGAUGAGGAGAAUGAUGACAAUUGGAUGUGGUUUCUCUCUGAGCUUCAUAACCUCCUUGAGAUAAAUACCGAAAACAUGCCGAGAUUGACAAUUUUAUCGGACAGACUAAAAUGCAUCGUUGAUGGGGUGGAAGCGAAUUUUCCAACUGCUUUCCAUGGGUUUUGCAUGCGGCAUUUGAGUGAAAGCUUUCGUAAAGAGUUCAAUAAUCCAAUGCUUGUUAGACUUCUUUGGGAUGCUGCAUAUGCUCUCACAGUGAUUGAAUUUGAAGCAAAAGUUUUGGAAAUCGAAGAGAUAUCACAAGAUGCCGCAUAUUGGAUUCGCCGAAUUCCCCCUCGCCUAUGGGCUACAGCUUACUUUGAGGGGACGAGGUUCGGGUAUUUAACUGCAAACAUUAUCGAAUCCUUAAACACUUGGAUCUCAGAAGCCUCCGGGCUUCCUAUAAUUCAAAUGAUGGAGUGCAUUAGGAGGCAGCUAAUGACAUGGUUCAAUGAAAGGCGAGAGACCAGUAUGCAGUGGACAUCGAUACUUGUCCCUACUGCUGAGAGGCGUGUUGCCGAGGCUCUCGAGCGUGCACGUACCUAUCAAGUGCUUCGAGCAAAUGAAGCUGAAUUUGAAGUUAUAUCCCAUGAAGGAACAAACAUCGUGGACAUUCGUAACCGUUGCUGCCUUUGUCGGGGCUGGCAGCUCUAUGGUUUGCCAUGCGCUCACGCUGUGGCAGCUCUUCUAUCAUGCAGACAGAACGUUCAUCGAUUCACAGAGAGUUGUUUCACGGUCGCAACGUAUCGGAAGUCUUACUCGCAGACAAUUCAUCCAAUCCCCGAUAAGUCUUUAUGGAAAGAAAUAUCUGAGAACGAUGCAGAUGCAAAUAAAGCUUUGGUGGAGGUAGUUAUAAACCCGCCAAAAUCACUCAAGCCCCCGGGCCGACCAAGAAAAAGGAGAGUUCGAGCAGAGGACCGCGGGCGUGUCAAACGUGUUGUUCAUUGCAGCCGUUGCAACCAGACGGGGCAUUUUAGAACAACAUGUGCAGCACCCAUUUAAGUAGUGUUUGUUUUCGUUCGUCUUUUUCCAUUUUUUGGUCAGAAUUGAACUUGGGGUUGGCGAUAUCUGUAUGUGCAAAUCAAUUAUUUACUGUUUAAUUAGUGGAUAUUAGCAGUUUUUUUUUA
Molecule: messenger RNA, 2504 nt
Organism: Momordica charantia (bitter melon)
Lineage: Eukaryota; Viridiplantae; Streptophyta; Magnoliopsida; Cucurbitales; Cucurbitaceae
Source: RefSeq, a predicted model, not a curated record